ACUUUGGCAAAUCGAUUUGUUCCAAACAGGGCCAUGGGCUACGUCAUGACGAUCAGUUCAGCGCGUCCAGGUGUGACUUUGGAGAUCGGGGCUCCGGAGUUCAUUCAGACUGAGGAGUUCUUCCACUUGAUACCGGAAGAUAUUCCUGUGAGGGUGAGUUGGACCCUGUGGUCGCACGCAAUCUUCAAGACAAGCGCUGCUUCUGCACAGCUCGAAGUUGUCUCACCUCAGCAAUACUCGUCUCUGUAUAAGUCGGCGGAUUGGCUGGUGCUGUCUAAAGGAGGGGGGUGCCGGGAAGAAGAAUAUGCUCGGAGCAUGGUAAAGAAAGGAAUCGACCAGGAGCUACAGAUUCUGCUGAGUCAUAUCCAUACCCGCGAGACAGUCCAGAUGGUCCUUGUUCUACUAGCACUGCUCUUGGUCUCCUGUACAAACGAAGUGGUUUCUAAUCCCAUCUUCCACAUCCCAACGCUGUGGUCAACUUGUAUUGAUAUCUCGAUCCGAGGGAUCUUGAUUGCGCUGUCAUUCGCAUGGUGCAUUAUGCAUCCUGAGAACGUGAGUGAGCAGAUCGCCACCUGGCAUCGAGACUGGCUCAACUAUCGGCGGGUGAAGAAACUGAACCAGCGAGCGCGGGAUCUUUCACAGAGGAUGAAGCACAAGGGCAUCUGGGGUAAAGUUAAGCUCGUGCACAGUGAGUACAUGCGGACAUUGCAUGAGAACCAAGUGGAGCCCCGAGCCUCGAACCAAGAAGACUCGUCUGCUGCUGCCACCAGUGCGGCUCUGCAAGCAUCACCACCUAAGAGAUAAUACCGCACUACCUU
Messenger RNA from Guillardia theta CCMP2712, 818 nucleotides. RefSeq lists its product as hypothetical. The record is from RefSeq and is a predicted model, not a curated record. Bases 34 to 804 code for a protein of 256 amino acids. The transcript has 10 exons. Lineage: Eukaryota; Cryptophyceae; Pyrenomonadales; Geminigeraceae.